Ictalurus furcatus (blue catfish) is the source of this 3571-nucleotide messenger RNA. It is a transcript of the gene col28a1a, whose product is annotated as collagen, type XXVIII, alpha 1a. The annotation marks the transcript as partial. The record is from RefSeq and is a predicted model, not a curated record. NCBI's taxonomy places the organism in Eukaryota, Metazoa, Chordata, Actinopteri, Siluriformes, Ictaluridae. The transcript has 34 exons. Gene Ontology annotation, molecular function: serine-type endopeptidase inhibitor activity.
UAGAGGACAGUCAACACUGUACACUCAUCGAGAACCGAACACGACACACACACACUGUGAGUAACACGUUGUCUCUCUGUGCACACACCGAUACCACUGGAUCUUAAUAUUACAAGGAAAUCUUCCUGGACACUCAAGGUGUUACAGGUUUACAGGUGUAUGAGUGGGCAGGAUGCGGUGUAGUGUGGUGCUGUGUGUCCUGCUUCUGAUCUUCUCUGGGAGAGGUCUGAGUCGACAGAGGAGACGACAGAAAGUAAACAAUCUAGUCGUCCAAAAUGAAGCAAGAGCUCUGAUUUGUCCGGUGGAGGUGGCCUUCCUGGUGGACAGCUCUGAGAGUACCAAGGCUCUUCUGUUUGAGAAGCAGCGCAGCUUCGUUCAGCGUUUCAGCACCUGGUUGUCUCCGCUGCACGUUCCCGGCUGGCACGUACGUCUGCGUCUGGCCGCGUUGCAGUUCAGCAGCACCGUCUCAGUGGAACACAACUUCCGUGACUGGCAGGAUGUGGAUGUCUUUCAAAGCCGUGUGGCGUCCAUGGCCCACAUUGGUCAUGGCACAUAUUUGGCCUACGGCAUCUCGAACGCCACGCAGCUCUUUACUCAGGAGACGGUGGACAGCAGUGUGCGUAUCACCCUGUUGAUGACGAAUGGAGUGGAUCACCCACGCAGCCCGAGUGCCAUCGCUGCUGCCGCAGACGCCAAAAACAACAACAUUCGAGUGUUCGUCAUUGGCCUGACGCAAGACAGGCAGAGCGAUACCAGGCUGAGGUCCAUCGCCAGCCCUCCACCACAGCAGCACAUGUUCAGCCUUGAGGAUGCUCAGCUGGACGAGAGGCUUUUCAGAGAGUUGAGCACAGUUGUUAACACAGAGUGUCCACAGCCCAAGCCCUGUCCGUGUGAUAAAGGAGAAAGGGGUCCUGCAGGAAACCCGGGUAAACCAGGAAACCCAGGACAACCUGGCCCUCCUGGUCUCAAAGGAGUCAGGGGGGAACCCGGCUUGAACGGACGACCAGGAAUAGAAGGCCGUGAGGGAAGACCAGGACUGAGAGGGGAAAAGGGUGAGAGAGGAGAGUGCGGAGCAGAAGGGCUGAAAGGAGAUCAAGGUGCAGAUGGACCCCCGGGACCUCGUGGACCUCCAGGAGAGCAGGGUCCCAUUGGUGGUCCUGGAGAUUACGGUCCAGCGGGUCCUGCUGGACCUAAAGGUGACCGAGGACCUCCUGGAGCUUCUGGUCCUCCUGGAGACCAGGGAAUUGGAUUUCCUGGUCCAAAGGGAGACAAGGGGAACCAGGGCAGACCGGGCCCUAUUGGACCUGUUGGGAUUGGAGAGCCAGGACCACCAGGAUCACCGGGACCACUAGGACUGCCAGGCAACCAAGGUUCUCCAGGCGAGGGUUUACCAGGACACAAGGGGGACAGAGGCUUUGAGGGUCCAAAAGGUGCACCUGGAUCUCCAGGGUUAGGCAUCAAAGGUGAAAAGGGGGAUCCUGGAGCUCCAGGACCACAGGGACUGAUUGGAUUUCCUGGAGAUGGAAUUCAGGGAGAAAAGGGUGAACAAGGCCCAGUAGGGCCACCGGGUGCUAGAGGAGCUCCUGGUGUGGGCAUUGUAGGCCCAAAGGGGGAUCAGGGCUUCCCUGGUGGACCUGGACUUCAAGGAGAAAGAGGCAUCGGAGAACCUGGACCAAAAGGGGACCCAGGAACAGAUGGUGCUCCGGGAAUUCCUGGCAUCCCAGGAGAAGAUGGAGCUGUGGGAUCCAAGGGUGAGAUGGGUUUACCAGGUCUGCAAGGUCCUGAUGGUGCACCAGGAAAAGGCAUUCCAGGAGAAAGGGGCGAUCAAGGUGACCGAGGGGUUCGUGGUCUUCCAGGAUCUCCAGGACCCGCAGGGCCGCCAGGGGCGAAGGGUGAACCUGGUAGUCCCGGGAUGCUGGGGAUGCCUGGGCCCCCAGGGUUUGGAUAUCCUGGUCCAAAGGGUGAGCCUGGGCCUGUGGGUCCUCAGGGCAUGGUCGGAGAGCCAGGAGUCGGACUCGCAGGGCCAAAGGGUGACAGAGGACCACCUGGACCGGUGGGACCACAAGGGGUAAAGGGAGAAGGUUACCCUGGGCCUCAGGGACUUCCUGGAUUGCCUGGAGUACCAGGAGAAAUGGGACCACAUGGAAACGGACUACCAGGACCUAAGGGGGACAGAGGCUCCCCUGGUGUUCCUGGGCCAUCUGGGCCCCCUGGAAUAGGACUUUUGGGACCAAAGGGUGCGACCGGUCAACCAGGCCCUCCUGGGCCUCCAGGUCCACCUGGUGAGGGCAUUCAGGGCCCAAAGGGAGAGCCAGGCUUCCAGGGACCACCAGGCCCCAGAGGUCUCACAGGAGAAGGCAUUGCAGGAGAGAAGGGGGACAGAGGUCUGCCUGGUGAGCGCGGCAGAAAAGGAGACAGUGGAGAUUUCGGAGCACCUGGGCGAACAGGAGCAGUGGGAAAACCUGGUGAGAAAGGAGAUCCUGGCCUCUCGAGAGAAGAAGUGAUUCAUAUAAUCAGGGAAAUGUGUGGUUGUGGUCGGAGGUGCAGCGAGAGACCCCUGGAGCUCGUUUUCAUAAUCGACAGCUCUGAGAGCGUCGGUCCCGAGAACUUUGAGCUUACGAAGGACUUUGUGAACGCUCUGAUGGACCGUGUGGCAGUGAGCCGCGAGGCUACACGUGUGGGAGUUGUGUUGUACAGUCAUGUCGACAUGGUGGUGGUCAGCCUUCAGCAGCUGACCGACCGCACCAGCAUUAAAGCCGCUGUACGUCAGAUGCCCUAUCUGGGGGAGGGUACUUUUACGGGACGUGCUAUCCGCAGUGCCACGCGGUUGUUCCAGGCCUCGCGGCAUGGUGUGAGGAAGGUGGCUCUGUUGCUGACGGACGGACAAGCGGACCGACGGGAUACGGUGCAGUUGGAGGUUGCCGCAGAAGAAGCGCACGCUGCUGGGAUAGAGAUGUUCGUAAUCGGCGUAGUGAAUCGCAGCGAUUCAGGUUACGGCCAGUUUCAGAGAGAGAUGAAUUCCAUCGCUUCAGAUCCGGAUGAAGAGCACGUCUACCUUAUCCACGACUUCAUGAACUUGCCCAACUUGGAGAGUGAGAUACUGAGUCGGAUCUGUGAGCCGGACGAUGACUCGGUGCUCAGCUCAAAAGGGAUCAUCAUUUUCCCGGCUGGCAAAGAGCCGGAAGCUCCAGCGGGGUUUAAGACUCCCUCUCCAGAAACACGUGAAAUCGACGACAGGAAGCCGUCAGCGUUCGAAGAGGAUGUGGAUGAUUUUACAGCAGGGAACAGAGUGAGUCUCCAGCCUCCUGCCGUGACUGUGACGAGAUCUCGGCCUCCCACAAACGUCCUGUUUGACCCUGACUUCAGCUCUCCUUCACAGAUUCAACCUCCACCGUUCCAGUCUGGAGCAGCCGUAGACUGUACGGAGCGUCUCGACCCCGGGCCGUGCAGGAACUACGAUGUGAAGUGGUACUACGAUCCUUUAGCUAACGCCUGCGCCCAGUUCUGGUAUGGAGGUUGCCAAGGCAACAGCAACCGCUUCGAGACACAUCAGAGCUGCAUGGACGCUUGU